Daphnia magna is the source of this 2144-nucleotide messenger RNA. RefSeq names its product MTRF1L release factor glutamine methyltransferase-like. Bases 600 to 1571 code for a protein of 323 amino acids. The record is from RefSeq and is a predicted model, not a curated record. Gene Ontology annotation, biological process: protein methylation. Gene Ontology annotation, molecular function: nucleic acid binding; protein methyltransferase activity. Gene Ontology annotation, cellular component: mitochondrion. The transcript is spliced from 7 exons. Lineage: Eukaryota; Metazoa; Arthropoda; Branchiopoda; Diplostraca; Daphniidae.
UUAAAUCAAACUACUAGAAAUAAAACAAAAAUUAGAAAGAUAAUAAGCAUUUUAUUUUAAACGUAAAAACGAUUAGUAAAUGAUUAAUAAAAAUAUUCAACGUCAUCAAUGACGGCAACGCCUAGAUUCCCCGAAUGCUUUCCCUCUAUGUUUUCUGUAACACAGACCUGGACCCUACCAGGAGUUGUCGUCAUAGUUUUCCUGGUAGCGUCAAGGCACCUGAACGAGAUCAAGCUGGUAUUUACAUUGGGGAAAAAGCCAGAAAUGCUGUACGUCAGGUACCACCGCGACGGAAGGUAGUACAAAAUACCGUACUCUACUUUCAUGACGGCUGAGACCAGGUUGCCCUUAUCUUCUGAUUGACUCUCCCUCUUAUCGGGAAACAUCUCGCCGUCAUUGAAAAAAUAGAAUCGUACAGGCCUUCACCAUGAAGUAGGCCUUGAUACGGUGUGGCUAGCCAAGUGAACUCUGCGUUGAUGUUGUGCCUAUGUAUGUGUGUGUGUGUAAGUGAGAUUGAUCGUCUGUGGUCGAGACGAACAUUUUCACCUUCUGUUGGCUUAUUAAAUUAAAGGGUUUGGAACAGCUCAUUUGGUGUAGCAAUGAUUCAUUCGUAUCGAGCCAUGCUCUCGCGUAUACAUGCCAGUGCUUUGAAUAGGCACACAUCGGGAAAGGCCGUGAAGCAUUUGAUUCAAUGCUGGACAAAGAAGUUUGAAGAAAACCAAGUUCCAGAAGCUGAGAUCUCAAUUAAACACAUCAUAUCCAGUAUCCUUGGACUACAAAAUGUAACCCGUCUUGAUACGGUGAGAAACCAGAUCUUAACUGAUGAUGAAUACCAUAGGCUACUAGUGAAAACUGAUUUAAGGCUUAAAAGAAUGCCAGUACAGUAUGUCAUUGGUGAAUGGGAUUUUUGUGGACUAACUAUGAAAAUGUCCCAGUCACCAUCUGUCUUUAUUCCAAGGCCUGAAACAGAAGAUCUGGUUUCAAUUGCAUCUGAAUUGGUUCAUCAGCUUACAGCUGAAGAGGGAAAUCUUUUUAAACCUUAUUGUUUCGAAAUAGGCUGUGGUUCUGGUGCCAUCAGUCUUGCAUUGCUCAGUAAGCAUGACAAGUUGCGCUGUAUGGCUAUAGACGCAAACCCCGCAGCCGUCUCCCUCUCUCGAUUGAAUUCCGAGCUGUUGGGACUGGCAGAUCGCGCCUCGUUUUCUAUUGCAAAAUUAGAAGAUGAUGGUGCAAUACAUGGAUUCAGCACUCCCGAUUCCAUAAAAUAUGAUAUUCUUGUUUCAAAUCCACCUUACAUCCCCACGGGCGAAAUCUCCGGUCUGGAACCUGAAAUUUUUCGAUACGAAGACCACCUAGCCUUGGAUGGCGGGCCUGAUGGAACCCGACUAAUCGAAACGAUUAUUCGGAACUCGCCGAAAUGGCUUAGAGGGGGCGCGUUUAUUGUUCUCGAAAUUGAUCCAAGACAAACGAAAAUUAUUCAGUUAAUUUCUCAAGACUGUGGCAGCUAUGCUGGUAUCAGUGUGCGUAAGGAUUGCUUCGGUGUUGAUAGAUUCGUGGUUUUACGAUGUAAAUGAAAAAUGUCAUUGAAGGAGAAAUAUGUUUUGGAUUAGGUAUUACAUACGAAGUAAAUAAGUGAAAGUGGAAAACAAGGCGCGUGAAAUGAAUCCAAAUUCUAUAAGCUGUUUCCGUUCAGAUGCCUGCCAAAAGUCACGAACAGAAAUGUCUUAGGUGAUGAGUACAAACAUGUUUUAGCAUUCUCUUGUCUGCCAAGAGAACCAAAAACCGGACAAGCAAUGAUAUUGAAACUUGUAGCCGUAGUAUUUUUAAUUGAACUUACAAAAAUGAAUGAAUGGGUGGUUACAUCAAUGAAAAUUAGAAACCGAUGACAACCGAAACGACUGCAUCAGUGGGGUUCAGACGUUGGCAAUACAAUAAAAGUCGGUAUGACCUUGUUCUAAAGUUAUUUGGUCGAUCGAUAUCUUUUCUGCUUUCUAAAAUACUCUUGUGAGGAAACAACCGCCCGCCCUACAUUUACAGAAAAUUAGUUAUGAAAACAGGUUACCCACGAAAUAUUUCAGUGCGAAGUAACCCUCAAGCUUUAUUAGUAGGUAUAAUGUGAUUAAUUUCCAUAAAAUAAUAAUAAUAAU